Molecule: messenger RNA, 3328 nt
Organism: Oncorhynchus nerka (sockeye salmon)
Lineage: Eukaryota; Metazoa; Chordata; Actinopteri; Salmoniformes; Salmonidae
Gene: podxl2
Product: podocalyxin-like 2
Exons: 9
Coding region: 204-2066 (620 amino acids)
Biological process (GO): leukocyte tethering or rolling
Source: RefSeq, a predicted model, not a curated record
UCCACGCAGCCACAGCGCUCAGUUGCAGAUAAUCGUGAACCGGCGCAUCCAAGUUCAGCCGUUUAUCACGCCUAGUGGUCCUUACGUCCUAACCAGCCAGACUAUUUGCGAUGACGUGUCUCCCAUCUGUCCGCUACCGCAGCUGAAAAACAACAAAUAAAACAUCUCAAUUUAAACAUUUUAGAAGUGUUUAUACUGCGGUUAUGGCAGGCCUGCAUCGCACGCGUAUAUUCGGCUCCAUCACACUGUUGUUCCUGUUGUCCUGUGACACCCUGUUGAGUGAUGGACCACCCACUUUGCUGUCCACCUCCCAGCCCUCUCCUCUGUCCCUCAUUGACCUGGAUCUAGAUGUGGAGGAGCAGCCUGAGAUGAUGACCGUUCCAGGCAGCCCCACCACGGUACCAGGCCUAACCUCCCAGGGACGGGAGACCUCCCAGCAGGACACGUCCCAGGAGUCCUCAGGGUUCUUCAGUGAGGACGGUGAAGACAACAAGCCUCUCCAGUCCUCUGUUAAUCUCUGGGACGAUGUCAGAGACCAAGUCAACAUCACUGAUCUAGACAGGAACUCCCUCAGAGGUUACAGUCAAACCCUCUCCCAGUCCUCCACCUCUCCUAUGGAGGAACCCAGACAGGGGAACCACACUUCUCCUUUCAUGACUGCGAUGGAGAAUCUGGAGCGGGAGUUAUGGGAGAUGGAGAGAGAGUCCAGUGGCCUCCCCGUAGAGCCUGGCUAUGCCCAGAACCAGGGCCUGUCUACCACCACCACCAUCCCUGCUGCUGACCCGGUGGUUCCUGUAGACUCCACCACCUUAGACCCACAAUAUGUCCCUGUACACGGGGGCCAGGAAUCACCUCCUGGGGACACAGUGGAGGUAGAGGUAGCAGAGGAGGAAGAGGAGACGGAUGGGGAGAUGAAGAGGGAGAGUCCCACCACUGAGCCUGACGUCUCCAUCGCCACCUCCAGACCCACCCUCCCAGAGGUGGGUGUCUUCCCCAGCUUUGGGCCCCUCCAGCCGGACAACAUUCAUACAGAAGACCGGGAGGAGGUGGUGGAGGAAGAGGAUGAAGAGGAAGAGGAGACAGUGGUCCUUGGAGGACCUGGGAGUGACAGGGGGGGAGGAGGGUCCAUCUCUCCCCUGACCACGGUCCCUUCUGCUUCUUUGGCCCCCACAGUCGGCUUCACAGAGGACUCCUGGGAUCGUCUGGAGGAUGGGAGGGAGGGCCAGGAGGAGGAGGAGAGGAGGCAGGAGGAGCAGGAGGUUAAAAAUGGAGGAACAGAGCUGUUAACAGAGACAGAGAUCCUCCAUGGUGCACACUUCUCACAGGAGAUACAGCAGGUGAUCUGUGUGGACUGGAGCGAUCUGGCUGGGAAGGGCUACAUCAUCCUCAACAUGUCAGACAGCGUUGACUGUGAUGAGUUCCGUGUGGAGAGUGGGGACCGGCUCCUGGAGCUACUAGAAACAGCCUUCUCUAGGAAGAUGGAUAGUCCUCAGGGCUCCUGGCUCAUCUCUCUCUCUAAACCCACCAUGCAGGACCACCAGCUGCUCAUCACACUGGCCAGCGAACACGGAGUUAUUGCCACCAAGGAUGUGCUGUCGAUGUUAGGUGAGAUAAGGAAAGGUUUACACGAGAUUGGCAUCCAGAGCUACAGCAGUGCUAGCACCUGUCACUCCAGACCCAGUCAGACGCGUAGUGACUACGGGAAGCUGUUUGUGGUCCUGGUGAUCAUAGGUUCUGUCUGUGUGGUCAUCAUCACCUCUGGUCUAAUCUAUAUCUGCUGGCAGAGACGCCUGCCUAAGCUGAAGACUAGGACUCGAGGUGAGGAGCUGCAUUUUGUGGAGAACGGCUGCCAUGACAACCCCACCCUGGACGUGACGAGUGACGGGGGACAGCCGGAGAUGCAGGAGAAGAAGCAUCACCAUUACCAACACGCUAACGGACUGACGGCUGGGACCGGGUCUGUGGGGGUGGCCGGGGGGGAGGGAGGGAGUAGUGGCUGGCAGGUCCUGGUCAACAAACCCGGAGGGAAGGAAGAGGAUAAUAUGGAAGAGGACACACACCUUUAGUAAAGAGACGAAGAAGAGUGAAGGAGGAUGGAAAAAGGGUAGCCUGGAUCCAGAUCUAUUUGUGCUGUCUUGCCGACUUCUAUGGUCAUUGUCACAUUUGGCUUGGUGAAGAGGGCACAAACAGACCUGGGAGUCGGACUAGGCUAGACAGAGAACUCAUGAUGAAGAAGCAAAAAAUCAUCAGUGUUGUGAAACUUGUGAAUGCAUCGGCUGUCAAAUUAGAAACACACGUGAAGUAAACUAAUCAGAAGAAACAACUUCUUUAAGCUACUUAGAUGUUUUAUCUAUUGACUAUGAUUAUAUGAUAUGGACUUGAUCAUCUACUCUGCUUUCCUUUUUUUUUGUAAACUAAGCAUGAUUCACAUCUAUUACUAAACACUUGUACAGCUACAGGGACUUUUCAGAAUGUUGAAACAUUGAAUGUUAGAAUAUCCAAUCAGAGUGAAUAGAGGAGAUAUCCCACCGUUAUGAGUAUGAAUGUUCGUAGUGGAACUGCUGAAGUUAGGAUAUUGUAUUUAACAUGUUGAAUGCAGACGCGAUAUGCUAGCUAUUCUGUAUUAUGUCGAGUUGGAAUGACUCCUCUGUAUCUGGUCAGUUCACACUGAUCUUAUUUCAAAAUCACACAAUCAUUUGGAAGCGUCCAUUACUCCCAGCCUCCUUACAAUCAAGAAUACGUCAACGAAAUAACUAGUUUGGUUGCCGGAUCUGAUAGCGUUAGCAAACUGAUCUCUGGCUGCUGUGGCAUGGUAACAAACAAGGGGUUGGCUAAAGCACGAGCACAUCUGGCAACCAGUCUGCAAAACAACAGAGGGAGGCUGGCAAUAUUUAAAACGCUUUCAGUUAUAUCACACUGAAUUAAUUGAUUAUAAGCACAGCUAAUAUUGUUUUGGGCUAUUAACUGUAGAAGUGAAGGCCUGUAAAUAUGAAUGUAUUUUGAAAUCAUGCUGCUAGAAUUUCUUCUGUGGCAUUAAUGACAUUCUGUCAUUUAAAUGUGAACAAUAUAUCUUCUCUGCCUGGCAGUAUUGCCACUGCUUCAAAAUGGUGGGAUAUGUUUUUAGUGCACAGUCAGCUUGAGGUCAGCUUAUUUUACAGAAAGCGAACAAUAUCACCAAGCAGGCAUGCUGGCACACAUCUCCCAUAGCCUACACUGUGCUUGGCCUAUAAGUAUUUGAAACGCUUAAAUCAGUAAUACAAGCUAAAACUGUUUUGUGUUUGUGUGUGUGUGCGUGCGUGCUAGUGUGUGUGUGGGGGGGGGGGGGGGG